This is a messenger RNA of Lottia gigantea (owl limpet), 2739 nucleotides long. RefSeq lists its product as hypothetical. Bases 1 to 2739 code for a protein of 912 amino acids. The record is from RefSeq and is a predicted model, not a curated record. Lineage: Eukaryota; Metazoa; Mollusca; Gastropoda; Lottiidae. Gene Ontology annotation, biological process: sphingolipid metabolic process. Gene Ontology annotation, cellular component: lysosome. The transcript is spliced from 29 exons.
AUGUUUAGGGUGAUUAUACUUGCCAUUUGUGUUGUGUUUGCAACAGGAUCACCAGUAAUAUCAUUAGAAUCUUUGGAAGAUGAAGUGAGCUGUAAAUUAUGUUUAACUUUCAUUGAGAAUUUACAUGAUUCUCUACUAAAUCAGGACAAACAGAUUCAAGUGACCCAUCAUCUCCUGUCUAUGUGCAAUGAGUUACCUAAAGAUGAGAAGUCACAAUGUCAGGAUAUCGUACAUGGAGCAAGUCCAGAAACAAUGGAUAUCAUGGCAACCCAGAUGAAACCACAGGAAUUAUGUGGACAUCUAGGUGUCUGUUCUGCAAGAGAAGAAGUAAAGGAAUCUCCAAGAGUUCUAAAACCAGUUCAGUCAAAACAACCAGGGGCUGGAGGAGCUUGUGAAUUAUGUGAAUUUGUUGUUCAAGCUGUUGAUCAAUAUAUUGAACAAAAUAAAUCAGAGGCAGCCAUUAAUGCAACUUUAUAUAAAAUCUGUAAUAAAUUACCUGAUAUUAUUAAAUCUACAUGUUUAGGAUUUAUUCCUGAUUUGGUUCAAGUUUUAGCUCAAGGUUUAGAUCCUAAAGAAGCCUGUACUAAAAUUCAUCUGUGUACUGGUUAUCUUAUUGAUCAAAACAAAAAAACUAAAGAAGAAGUUUCCAAGAAAUCAACAGCAGGAGGAGCUUGUGAGUUAUGUGAAUUUGUUGUUCAAGCUGUUGAUCAAUACAUUGAACAAAAUAAAUCAGAGGCAGCCAUUAAUGCAACUUUAUAUAAAAUAUGUAAUAAAUUACCUGAUAUUAUUAAAUCUACAUGUUUAGGAUUUAUUCCUGAUUUAGUUCAAGUUUUAGCUCAAGGUUUAGAUCCUAAAGAAGCCUGUACUAAAAUUCAUCUGUGUACUGGUUAUCUUAUUGAUCAAAACAAAAAAACUAAAGAAGAAGUUUCCAAGAAAUCAACAGCAGGAGGAGCUUGUGAAUUAUGUGAAUUUGUUGUUCAAGCUGUUGAUCAAUAUAUUGAACAAAAUAAAUCAGAGGCAGCCAUCAAUGCAACAUUAUAUAAAAUCUGUAAUAAAUUACCUGAUAUUAUUAAAUCUACAUGUUUAGGAUUUAUUCCUGAUUUGGUUCAAGUUUUAGCUCAAGGUUUAGAUCCUAAAGAAGCCUGUACUAAAAUUCAUCUGUGUACCGGAACUACAAGCAAUGAAAGAAAGGUUGAGAAUGAAAUCAAGAAUUUAGAACUGCAAGCUAAUCCAGAAUGUGAUGUUUGUAAAUUUGUAGUUCAGAUUCUAGAUUCGGUUAUUGGUGAGAAUAAAACAGAAAAAUCAGUGAAUUCAACAUUAUUUAAAAUUUGCAAUUCAUUACCCGAUGAUAUUAAGAAAAUGUGUUAUUCAAUUGCACCAAACUUGGCUAAAGUAUUAACUGAAGAAUUUGAUCCAAUUAGAGCUUGUGUUGCUAUAAAACUCUGUGAAGAUCCAAAUAAACCAGUUGUUGAAGCUCCAUCUUUACUCAAACCUAAAGCAACAGAAGUUAAAUAUACUCAAAAUCAGGCAGGAGGAGCUUGUGAGUUAUGUGAAUUUGUUGUUCAAGCUGUUGAUCAAUAUAUUGAACAAAAUAAAUCAGAGGCAGCCAUUAAUGCAACUUUAUAUAAAAUCUGUAAUAAAUUACCUGAUAUUAUUAAAUCUACAGUUAUUAAUUAUAUUCUACAAACAUUAUAUAAAAUCUGUAAUAAAUUACCUGAUAUUAUUAAAUCUACAUGUUUAGGAUUUAUUCCUGAAUUGGUUCAAGUUUUAGCUCAAGGUUUAGAUCCUAAAGAAGCCUGUACUAAAAUUCACCUGUGCUCUGGUAAUUUGAAUGUUCACAAUCAUCAUGAAGACUCUUUGAAGACAAAUCCGAUAAAGGGAGGAGGUUGUGAUUUAUGUCAGUUUGUUGUACAGACAAUAGAUCAGUUUGUCAGGGAAAAUAAAUCAGAAGCUGCAAUCAAUUCAACGUUAUAUAAAAUCUGUAACAAGUUGCCUGAUCCUUUGAAAACUACAUGUUUAACUUUUGCACCAAAUUUGGUCAAAGUUUUAGCUGAAGGUUUAGAUCCUAAAGAGGCUUGUACUAAGAUUCAUCUUUGUGAUGUGGAUUAUAAAAAAUGGUGUUCACCAGAUUGUGAAGAGAAAUCUGAAUCUGAAAUUGUUCAACCACAACCACUUGUAUCAAAGAAGGGCUUUACCCUCAAAGAAGAACCAAAGGAAAAGGAAAAUGGAGCUGGAUGUGAACUAUGUAAAUUAAUAGUACAGGAGGUUGAUACCUAUGUUAAAGAUAAUAAAUCAGAAGCAGCGAUUAAUGCUACAUUAUAUAAAGUUUGUAAUUCACUGCCUGCUUCAUUCAAAUUAUUGUGUUUGACUUAUAUACCAGAAUUAGAAAAAGCUCUCAAGAAUGGUUUAGACCCUGAAAAGGCUUGUGAAGAAAUUCAUGUUUGUAAAAACAAUACAUUUUUGAGACUGGUAAGAAGAAGUGUAAAUUUGUCGUUUAAUGAAGUGAAAUGUGAUUUAUGUAAAGAUAUUGUCAGUUCUAUUGAUACUGAUGUUUAUAAAGAUGAGGAUGUAGUAAAGACAGCAGUGGAUGAUAUCUGCAACAGAUUUCCUGAACCAGUCAAAGAUGAGUGUCGACAAGCUGUUGAUCCAAAUUGGAAGAACUUGUGGAAUGAUGUUUUUAAGAAUAUUGCUGCACCAGAAAAUCUGUGUCAUCUGUUAACUCUUUGUAAAACUAAGUGA